Molecule: messenger RNA, 828 nt
Organism: Penicillium samsonianum
Lineage: Eukaryota; Fungi; Ascomycota; Eurotiomycetes; Eurotiales; Aspergillaceae
Exons: 5
Coding region: 1-828 (275 amino acids)
Molecular function (GO): oxidoreductase activity
Source: RefSeq, a predicted model, not a curated record
AUGGAAGCCCCUCUGGUAGCUGUAGUCACUGGCGCCAACCGUGGUAUCGGACUUGCCAUAUGUGCUGCACUAGCUCAGCAGUGUUCGGGUCCCUUGAUUCUGUACGCAGCGUCACGUUCCGGGGCUUCUAUCGAUUUAAGUGGCCUGACUAUUCCCCCAACCGUGUCAAUUCGCCCUGCCCAGCUGUCCCUUACGGACCAGACUAGUAUCUCCGCCCUCAGUACCAGGGUCAGAAACGAGAACAAGGCCUGCAACGUUCUCAUUAACAAUGCCGGGCUAUAUUAUUUCCAGGAGAACAUCACAGCCGCACAGUGCCAGGAAACUUUUGACGUGAACUAUCGCGGCACGCUCAAUGUUUGUCAAGCCUUCUUACCAAUUAUGUGUAAGGGUGGCCGCAUCGUCAAUGUCUCUUCUCAAUCUGGCCAGCUCAAAUACUUCCAUCCUCGCUUGCGGACGCGAUUUCUGAGCCCUGAUCUCAACCUCACUAAGCUGGAUGCUCUAGUUGAGGAGUACAUCCGCUCAGCCGACGAGCACACUGCAACGGCAUCGGACUGGCCCCCUCUUCCUUACUUCACUAGCAAGGCCGCUCUAAAUUCCGCCACACGAAUUUUGGCCCGCGAAAACCCUCGUCUGUUGAUUAACUGUUGCUGCCCUGGGUGGGUGGGCACGUCGUUGGGUGCGCAGGCGGGCCAGCCACCCAAAUCUGUUGAACAGGGAGCUAGGAUCCCGGUGCGACUGGGGAUUGGGGAAAUCGAACAAAUCAGUGGGCGGUACUGGGCGAAUGAUUCGGUGGCGAGUGCGGGCUAUGGGAAGGUUCAGGAUUGGUAG